CUCUUGCGCGGGUGACGUCAUUUGGUUGCGCAGAACAAGGGGCGUCAAAAUCGCCAUAUUGGCUGCUACAGUUGUUGACAGAAAUAGGGUCACCUGACAAAUCUAUUGGAAUCACAAACAUCAGAAGUUGAAAGUAUUUAGUUAUCAACAGGUCACAAAGUCAACUGGUUCAAGACUUUGAAAAUCGACUUAAUUGUCUGAAUUUGAGGAAGGGGUCAGAAGAAUCUUCAUCUGAAUUCCUGCUUCCGCCAACUUCCGGAAAGAAAUGGGUAGUAAAGAUGACGAGUACGAUUACUUAUUUAAAGUUGUGUUGAUUGGUGAUUCUGGCGUAGGAAAAAGUAACCUGUUGUCAAGAUUCACAAGAAAUGAAUUUAACUUAGAAAGUAAAAGUACCAUUGGUGUGGAAUUUGCCACAAGGAGCAUACAGGUUGAAGGUAAAGUGAUAAAGGCCCAGAUCUGGGACACAGCUGGUCAAGAACGAUACAGGGCUAUAACUAGUGCAUAUUAUAGAGGUGCUGUUGGCGCAUUAUUAGUGUAUGACAUAGCUAAACAUUUGACAUAUGAAAAUGUAGAAAGAUGGCUGAAGGAACUAAGAGACCACGCGGACAGUAACAUUGUCAUUAUGUUAGUAGGAAAUAAAAGUGAUUUACGGCAUUUACGAGCUGUCCCUACAGACGAAGCAAGGGCCUUUGCAGAAAAGAACUCCCUGUCUUUCAUUGAAACUUCAGCAUUGGACUCAACUAAUGUGGAGUCAGCAUUUCAAAAUAUAUUAACAGAAAUUUAUAAAAUAGUAUCACAGAAACAAAUCCGGGACAGCCCUGACGACGACAACACACCUAGCAACAAUGUACAAAAUAUCAUAGUCGGACCUACAGAUAGCUCCACGCCAAAGUCUAAGUCAUGCUGUAAUGUAUGAGAGUCGCGUGGUUAGAAAGAACAAUUAAUAAGACCAAUGAUAUGUCUUUAUGACAUCAUAUUGAACGAUAUGUUACUAAAGAAAGGGGAAGAACUCCACAGUUUCUCAUUUGACAACAUUCUGCAUUGUAAAAGGGGCUUGUUUCUGUAAUAUCUUGUAAUAUCAACAUGUGUUUAAAUGAUAAUGGUUAUAUGGUGCGAUUGUUACAUUGUGUUAAUGUUUAACAUAUUUUAAUUUUAUUAUUCAUGAUGGUUUAUACUUAUUCUACUCUGUAAUUAAAAAAAAAAACCCGACAAAUAGAAGUCGACUCAAAACUUAAAAAUAUUGUUUUUUUCCUUGGGACAUAUUUUGGGAGACAUUCUUUUACCAUUUCUUCUUUACGCCCUUUUGGCUUUAUUCAUGAAUACAUUAUCAGUUGUAAAGAAAUAAAAUUUUGAGUCCAUUAAUCUUCACUAGAAUGUGUGAGACUAUAUGAAUGAUUGAAGUUUGUUUUUUAUACGUUGUAAUUAAGCUUUCUGAUUUGCUAGUCGUAUUCAUUACAUACUGUCAUGACUGUGAUAUAUAACAAUAAUGGAGAUCCAUAAUAACUGUUGUUCUUGUAACGAACUUAUUUUUCACUAUACCCACAACUUAACUAAUUUCAACUCAAUAAUUUCAUAUCUCCAUUAAUUUGCAUGAUUCUUUAUUCACUAGAUAACUAUAGAUUUCAUUGUACAAGAAAGAAUCAUUGGCUCAAACAUCACGUAUAACAUUCCGCUAAUGGUUUUGAAUGUAAACUUGAAUUCCCAUGUUUUGUUCCUAUGGAAAUGUUUGUUGAUACAACUGGAUUGUAUUGUUGUAAAUUAAGCUUGUUUUACACUAAAAGACUGCCAGUAAAAUGUAUUUUUAUGAUUUUAACAGUCUGGCCUUGCAGUCAUAAAACUUUGAUGCACGAUUUUUGUACUCAAGAAUCAACCAAUCAAAAUGCUGUAUUUCAUGUUUCAAGCAUAAUUUUUGUGCUCUGAUCACUUAGCAAAGUUUUAUGGCUUCAACCCCUGUACCGUAAAUGUUUGAAUAUUGGUGUUCCAACAAGUAGUUAGAAAAAAUCUUGGUGCAGACUGAUAACGAACAUAUUUUUAAAUUCAGAAUAAAGGGUGGUGGUUUUUAUAUUUUUGCUACUGUGUGUAAGAUAGAAAGUGCAUUUAAAAACCUUGAAUGUAUUGAAGAAUUAACCUUAAGUCUGUAAUCAGUCCUGGGUAUAAUUUAUGACGCUCCAGGACAAGCCUUAUUUAUUUGAUUGUGACUGACUGGUAUGGUUAGAUAUAAUGUAGAAUGAAGUCAACAUGUAGAAUCUGUUUAUCUAUUAUAGCUAUAUCACAUAUUUUUAAACAAAUCUGUACAAUUUGUGUGAGUGUAUUUUAUUUAAAUGAUGUAAGAAUGUGUGGGUGUGAUUGUGUAAUUAUUAUACAGCUAGACUUAUAAUAGUCUGGCUAUUUGUUGAUGUUGUUUCUCAAAUUUCCAUUUGUUUUGAGGUAAAGUCUGUACAUAAAAAAAGUACAGGUAAUGAAUGCAUUUGUGUAUAGAUUAAUUUGGAUGUAACACCUCUUCUGAUUGGCUGAUGUUAUUUUGUUAUCAGCCCAUAGACAUAAUUUAGUCAUGUGACCGUGACGUCAUCAACUUUUUUCAUGUGGUUUCUACCGUUUAGGAAAAAAAUUCUUUUUGAAGUCAUGAAAACUCUGUACAACAAAAGAUCAAAUUGUUUUGGUUGCUUGAUAUUUAAAGUUUAGAAAUUGUUUCUGAAAUAUCAAUCAUGAAUUAGGGAAAAGUAAAUUUUGUUUUAAGUGUAUACUGGCAUUAAUAAUGUGGCUGUGAUUGUUUAUUGACUUGAGGUAAAAUGCUUAAGUAUUGGUAAAGAAGACUGCCAUUAAAUGCAGUGGCAGAUCCUGAAAUUAUCAUAAGUGACUGCCUAGGAGGGGGCCACUAUGGUCAUGCUUCAGUGAUUCCCUAUAUAAUCAACCAAUCCUAGAGAAGAGGGCCCUGGGCCUCCCCCUAAAUACACCUCUGAAAUUGAGUAACAAAAAGGGGGAAAAACACUAAAAUAUAAAUCCAAUAAUUACAUGUUUUGAAUAAGUGACAGCACCCUUUAUUUCUACCCUAACAUUGUACAAUAUACCUCAUUGCUAGCAUGUUGGUAUAUUUUUGUUAUUGCUUAAUUAACUCAAUAUUAUUACUGUGUAUAUUUGUUAAUAUUUGAUGUAAAAAUCUUGUAUGAGAUUAUAAUAAAUUAUUCUUUUUAAAAAACCUUAUAGUCCUAUACAGUCAAAUUUCUAGUGGGCUUUGAUUACACAUUUCAGCUCAUGUGUUUAUGGUCCAGUGGGAAAGGACACAUGUUCGAUUCAUAGGUAUUUUCUUAAUCUGCCUUCAAUGUCAUGAUACAUUGAUAAAUUUAUUAUGUUGGAAAGAUUUCAAGACAAAAUAUAUCAAAUGAGUUAAGUAAUAAAAGAUGAUAUAAUGAAUUAUAGUAAACAGUCUUUUUUGGUCGUAUAAUGCCAGGACUGUAAGAGCUGUGGAAACAACUUUGAGGCCAUUCUUAAAAAAAUAUCUGUUAUAUGUUGCCUACCCAUACCUUGCAUGGUCAAGAAGCGAAUUAAGUUGUUUGGCUGACAAAUUAAAUUAUGAAUUAAACGAGAAGACAAUUUUGAAGCAGGAAAGAACUUUAAAAAAAAAAUAACUUAUUUGUGUAAUUUUUUUUUAGGGUGGGUGUAUGGAUAGGUAGGCAACAUAAAACAACCUUAAUUUUAUGUAUGGCCUGAUCUUACUGUGAUUAUAAUGUAAAUAUAUGUUUAUUUUUUCAUCACAAAUGCUUGUUUAUCGUAUGUCUGUACGAGUGUAUGUGAGAGUUGAGGAGGGUACAUUUUAUAAACAAAACUGAUAGAAUAAAAAUGUUAACAUUUAA
This is a messenger RNA of Mytilus trossulus (common blue mussel), 3851 nucleotides long. RefSeq names its product ras-related protein Rab-11A. Gene Ontology annotation, cellular component: recycling endosome; Golgi apparatus. The record is from RefSeq and is a predicted model, not a curated record. Gene Ontology annotation, biological process: exocytosis. The coding region runs from base 266 to 916 and encodes 216 amino acids. Lineage: Eukaryota; Metazoa; Mollusca; Bivalvia; Mytilida; Mytilidae. Gene Ontology annotation, molecular function: GTPase activity; GTP binding. The transcript is spliced from 6 exons.